This is a messenger RNA of Xiphophorus hellerii (green swordtail), 2310 nucleotides long. RefSeq names its product mitoguardin 1 (gene miga1). The transcript is spliced from 16 exons. The coding region runs from base 197 to 1987 and encodes 596 amino acids. Gene Ontology annotation, biological process: mitochondrial fusion. NCBI's taxonomy places the organism in Eukaryota, Metazoa, Chordata, Actinopteri, Cyprinodontiformes, Poeciliidae. The record is from RefSeq and is a predicted model, not a curated record.
UUGAGAGCUGAGCGCGUGCAGCAAGGCUCGAGUCCUUCACUCGUCAGUUAACAACCACCGAGGUCACCGGGAGGAGUGGACGAACAACCGGGUGCUGGAGCGGAGUCAGUGAGAGAACCUGAAAAUGUACCGCCGCUCCGGUGGAAUAACGGCGAGCGCCAAGCCGCUGCCAAGUCAUGGAUAGAGCGCUGCCAAAAUGACACACGAGACCCUGACGAGCUCCCAGUUGUCUCUCAAGGCUGCAGCUUUGCGAAUGGUUGACCUACCGCUGUCCGUCUACAGCUCCCUGACACAGGUGAGCAUCAGCACCAGCACCAAGAAACUGGUGGCCGCCACAACCUUUGGCACCAUCUCGCUCCUCUUCCUCGCUCGCCGCUUUCAAAGGAGGAAGGGCAGGAAGAAGGGCCAGUCGCCUCAGUGGGAUCAGGUUGAGUUUGAGUUCGUCUCCCCGACAGCCGCAGAAAAUGAUAACACCAGCCAAAACAUCAGUGUCACCUUCAGCUCCAAGAAUAGCUGCUCAGCUGGAUCUGGGCUGGUUCUGACCACAAGAGAUUACAGAAAACUGUCCGGGUCUCUGAUGAGCCUUGCCUCGGUAAAAAGUGUGAACUCGUCCAGCAGCAGCACCUGUGCAAACGAAUCCAUCGGUUGGGAUGGAGGGACAGACGCCGAUGUGUGCAGCGUCGUCAACCUGUCUAUUACCACACCUGAAAAUCUCUACCUGAUGGGCAUGGAUUUGUUUGAGGAGGCGCUGCAGCACUGGGAGGAAGCGCUGACGUUCAGGAGCAGACAGGGUGACGACGACGACGCGAGCUGCAAAUCUGUCAAAACGGGAGCCGGAGACGCAAUCGCUGAGCAGAGCAUGGAGGAUGUCAUCAGCACGGAGUUUAUCCACAGACUGAAGUCUCUGCUGCAGCGGGCUUACCGCCUGCAGGGGGAGUUUGAGGGCGUGCUCGGCAUGUCGGAGCCUUCGUCCCGCAGCAGCAGCAGCCAAGAUCAAAUGGUGGACCUUCUGGCCAGAGAGGAGCAGGACGACGUCUGCCUCAGAGACAGCAUCAGCAUCGCUUCCAACGACUCCUUCGUGUCGGCAGCUGAGCUGUCGGAGCACAGAGAUCUGAGGAACACUUUUCCCCUCGGACAUCAUCCUUUUUAUGAGGAGGCGCUGCAGAUGGCUGAGGAGGGCAAAAUCUCCUGCAGGGUUCUUCGAACUGAGAUACUGGAAUGUCUUGGUGACUUGGAUUUCCUGGCAAAGCUGCACUGCGUACGGCAGGCAUGUGAGCUCAUUUUGAGUGACAGGGCUACCAGGAUGUUUCUGGCUGACACUGGAAAGAAAAUCUUGUCUUCCAUUAUAGUCAAAGCCCAAAAAAGUCCAAAGCGAUUUGAGGAAGUGUUUGAGGAGCUGAUUGUCUUCCUGGAGCAUUCGGAUCAUUGGGAAGACACAGAGCUGGAACUGGCUUCACGAGGGGUUAGGCAUCUGAGCUUCUACGACGUUGUUCUGGACUUCAUCCUAAUGGAUUCCUUUGAGGACCUGGAAAAUCCUCCCAUCUCAAUCCAGAACGUGAUCAACAACCGCUGGCUCAACAGCUCCUUUAAAGAGACGGCGGUGGCGUCAAGCUGUUGGUCAGUACUGAAACAGAAGAGACAGCACAUGAAGGUGUCCAACGGUUUCAUUGCCCAUUUCUACGCCGUGUGUGAACAGAUCAGCCCCGUCCUGGCCUGGGGCUUCCUGGGCCCAAAGAGCUCCCUGCACGAGUUCUGCUGCUUCUUCAAGGAUCAGGUGCUUCACUUCCUGAAGGACGUCUUUGACCUGGAUAAAGUUCGUUACUCCUCAAUGGAGAUGCUGGCGGAGGACAUGCUGCACCUUCUCCACCGCCGCUCCGACCUGCUGCUGGCCUACCUGGGAGCCGAUGCCCUGCGGCCGCUCAGCAGCUGCAGCGGCCCGCCGGUGCAGCUGGUGCCCAGCGCGCUGCUGGAGGCACAAGUACAGUAAGCGGCCACACGCCCAAUCCACCAGCCGUUGGACCAAAGAAAGUUAUUUUCUCUGACUUUUCCAAACCAUGAGGAGUAAAACGGACCGUCUGAAAUCAUAGUGUUUGCUUUUGUGGAUCGGUCUGCCUUCGUCGUCGUCUGAUGUGGCCUACUCCACGUUCACAGUGCCAUAUGACUCUUAGCUGGCGGUGCACCGAUCGCAGUUUUCUGCCUGAAGAUCCCGAUUGGACCGCUACAGACUUUCUUUUGGUCUGAAAUGUUGCAUCUGAGUGAAAUUUUCCUCCUCCACCUUCUUGAAAUUAAACAAAAUUGGUGUCAAAUGUU